AUGUCUGCGAAGACGACUGUGGAAACUAAAAUAAAAUUAGUCACUGACCAGGAGAUAGCCAAAGAUCUAAAACCAGUUGAGGGACUACCAAGAAGACGGUGGGCUGUGGCCUUAUAUGCAGUGGACGACACGGGAGUAGACCGUGAUUUGAGCUAUGUUGAUCAAGUAGAAUAUCACCUUCACCCAACUUUUGGUGACUGGAAGAGAGUUGUACGGAAGCCACCAUUUACACUUGCAGAGAAGGGAUGGGGUGAAUUCGACAUGAAAGUAAUUCUUUACUUUGUUGACAAGUCUAUUCCUCCACAUGAGCUUGAGCAUGACCUUAACUUCAGUAAACCGCACUACGAAGUUUUGCAUACUCUGAUUUUUACUGAUCCAAAACCCACAUUUCGGAGGUUGUUGCCACCUGGCUCAACGGAGAUAGCUAAGUCGAAACCGGGUAGACCGCCCAAAAGAGCCAACUCUUCAAGUACCGUUACGUUAGCGAAAAAGCAAAAGGUAGAAACAACGUCGACGAGACCGUCGAAAACAGAAACAGUUACGACAAAACAGACGAAAAUGGAAGCACCGCCUACACCAACUUUUGGAUCUCCACACAAAUUAUCGCCCGUGAAAACAUCACCAGCGAAGCAAGUGUCUUCGAAAUCUGCGUCACCUAAAGUAUCUACCAAAUUGAUUCCUUCUAAAUCGACAUCCAAGUCCACAACGUCCAAGUCUAUGAAAUCCGAAUCCCCAAAUCCUUCUCCUACACCCCCAAAAUCUUCUCCGGAAUCUGCUCAAUCGGUAACAUCGUACGAGAACAGAGUGACACUCCAGCGUCUAGCCGACAAUUUAUAUGCGUUGCAAGGAGAUGACAUUCAUGACCUCAUCGAUAUAAUUAAUAAGCAUAGAACAGAUCAUAUGUAUAUAAAUGACCGAAUUGAGGGGGAGUUUCAUUUCGAUCUUAAAACUAUGGACGAAGAUCUUUUACGAGCACUAUGGGAAUUCUCCGAGACAAGGCUCGCCCAGUCGACGUUUACAUAA
Molecule: messenger RNA, 1023 nt
Organism: Paraglomus brasilianum
Lineage: Eukaryota; Fungi; Glomeromycota; Glomeromycetes; Paraglomerales; Paraglomeraceae
Source: the annotation of a GenBank genome assembly